This is a messenger RNA of Salarias fasciatus (jewelled blenny), 3134 nucleotides long. RefSeq names its product sentrin-specific protease 5-like. The record is from RefSeq and is a predicted model, not a curated record. The coding region runs from base 479 to 1969 and encodes 496 amino acids. Gene Ontology annotation, biological process: protein desumoylation; proteolysis. The transcript is spliced from 10 exons. Gene Ontology annotation, cellular component: nucleus. Gene Ontology annotation, molecular function: deSUMOylase activity. Lineage: Eukaryota; Metazoa; Chordata; Actinopteri; Blenniiformes; Blenniidae.
CAGCACUAAUGCAGGCUUUAAUAAUAAUAAUAAAGACACUGAAAUAAAACCCGCGGUUCUCGUGCAGGGAGCGGCGGUCCGGGACGUUUCUCCCGUUCCGUUUGGCGGCCGGAGGAGGCGGAGCGGGCGCAGCCGCAGAUUUUCAGACGGUUGGCGGAAUCAGCUGGACUUCAGAGCCGAGGCUGGAGCUGCUGAGGAAGCCAUGGAGGUCCUGUCGAGGUGGAGGUGAUUCUGGAGAUCUGGUAGCGUCCAGCAGGAGUGUUCACCGCCACAGCCGGCAGUGGCUGACCCGGUGGAUUAACGGGAAGCUGAAUCAAGCAGCGUGGAGCACGGAAUGGAGCGCCUACCUGACAAAAAGAAGAAAAAACUAAGAGACAGGUUUUUCACUAUCAUGCCGGAGUUGGUUUGAUUUGCUCUCUGCUCUUUAAGCAGACUGAAGGAGUUGCACUGUGAGUCUGUAUUUUCGUAUCUCUGAAACAUGCAUCAAAGACAGAGCCGACCGGGUAAAGUGAAACACUUGAAGGGGCCGAAAAACGUCAUGUCUUCCAUUCAGGGGGUGUCUCAUCUCUCCAGGCAAGCCAAGAGACGCCUGUUUUGUAAAGUACAGUUUUUUAUGUGGAGGAAGCGGCGACAGAAAGCUCGCUUUGGUACAUUCCAGCUAAACAAAAGAAACAGCUACAGCCCCUGCCUCAGUUUAAGAAUGCGGUUACAGAAAAAUAAAAUAAAAAUAGCAAUGAACCAGUCUGGAGAUGAUGGGAGCCUUCAGGGAGAGACGUCGGCCUCGGCCUCGCCUGCUGGAGGCUCAGAAGACUCUGCUGGGAAGCAGGCUUGUCUGUCGGCGCUGACCCAAUCCGACUGUUUGUCCGGAGCGGUGAACGGAUCGAGCUGCUCGCGGGACUGGGACGCAGACACAAGCAGGACACCAGCCACCAACAGCAAAGCCACACAAACACUGGACUACACCGAAACCACGGACCCUCUGGGACUCGGUUCGGACGGUCAUCCUUGUGGUGAAUCGGAUUCUGUAUCAGAUCCACGGCCAGCGCAAAGAAUCCAUGUGAAUAAACCAUCAGAACUUCGAACUGCGACCCCUCAAAGCCACGGCCGGACGGCAGAAGAAGGAACUGAGAGACGCGGCGAAACGGCAGCAGCUUCUCCGACUGACCUCAGCCUGAAAACACUGGCUGAGGACAUACACGGAUUUCUCCUCGACUUCUACAGAAAAUACGGAAGCUUCAUCCCACUGCAGAAGGACGACGUGUUGAAGCACCUGAGGAAGCGGUCCAACACCGAGUUCGACGGCAGGCACAAACAGAUUUUCUCCGAAGUGGCGAGAUGCCGAGGCGUGAUCGUCCAGAAGCCGGCGCCGCCGUUCCGGGUGGUCUACAAGAAACACGUCCUGACGCUGGAGGACUUACUGACUCUGGCAGAUCAAAACUGGCUCAACGACCAGGUCAUGAAUAUGUACGGUGAACUGAUUAUGGAGUCUUCCUGUCAUAAGGUCCAUUUCCUCAACAGCUUCUUCCACCGGCAGCUCAUGACCAAAGGGUACGAUGGCGUGAAGCGAUGGACCAAGAAGGUGGAUUUGUUCUCCAAGAGCCUCCUGCUGGUGCCGAUCCACCUGGAGGUUCACUGGUGCUUGGUGACUGCUGACAUCGGCAAGAAGAGAAUCUGCAUAUACGACUCUCAAGGGAACGCUGUCCUCAAAGUGGCACGGAACAUCUUGAAAUACCUGAUAACAGACGCAAAAGAGAAGAAGCAGGCGGCCUUCGAAAAUGGCUGGACGGUCUCGUUUGACGAGAAAGUCCCUCAACAGACCAACGAGAACGACUGCGGAGUUUUCGUUUUGGAGUAUUCUCGACGCCUCGCCCUGGCUAAACCGCUCCAGUUCUCCCAAAGCGACAUACCAAAGAUACGAAAGAGGAUCUACAGGGAGCUCUGCGAGCGAAAGCUCCUCCAACUGGACUGAAUGCUGGAAAUGAAGCCUCUGAUGGAGGUUUAGAGCUCAGCACACGGUUUGAGCGCUGCGUGUGUGUGUGUGUGUGUGUGUGUGUGUGUGUGUGUGGGGAGCAGAUGAAUGGAACGUAAAGAUGCACUUUGUGAAUCAGGACUCCUGUUUUGAUUACUGUAUUUAUAUGAUCAGUAUUUAAUCAGGCGUUUUGAUUCAGAGAAGCGUUGUCACGUGAGACUCAGAUUUUCAGCUUGUGAAGUCUACCAGCAGAGCCUUACCGAUUUCCUCGUGGCCCAUGAGCACGGGUGUCGGUUGCUUUGUUAAAAAAAAAAAAAAAAUCUGUAAAUCUUACUUGCACAUUAACUCCAGGGAUAGGUUUCAUGAUUGUCUUUGGAGUUUACCUGCAAAAACCAUGAAGGUGAAGUUGCGUUGUUCGCGACAGAAUUAUGGACGUUCUAAAGCAAACACCAGGGUUUUUCUUUUUCCCCCCAAAUAUUUCCUUUAUUUCUUGGUUCACUUUUAAAAAUACACUGUUUGCAUGUGCAGAAGAUGAAAAAUUGUUUUGUUUUGUUUUGUGUUUUUUUGUUUUUUUUGUUCCAUUUUCACUGGAUCCUCCUGUAAUGUUUGUAAUGUCGUUUAAAAAGAUGAAUUCAGAGAAUCUCUUUGGUCACUGUGAAUGGGUUUUGAGGCUGCUGCAGAUUUACGUACUGCACCUUUAAAUGUCACACAUGCACUGCAUCCUGAACAUUUAACAGUUGUGGCUCAUAUAUUGUCAUACAUUUGUCACAUCCUAGCUAUAAACAGGAGUUUUACCUCGAUUAGGUUGAAUCUGGAUAUGGAUAUGCUUAUGUUCCUAAAGAGUAAAAAAAAAAAAAAAAAAAACAUACAUGGGAAAAGAAAGCAGGUGCUCCUCGUAAAAAGUGGGCAUUUAAGGCACAAAGAGCUCCCAGUGUGGUUUUCAGUAUGAGAACCAGACUUAAACACUGUAUUAAACUCCAGAACGGAUCUGUUCAUAACAGAGCUGUCAUCCAUGUAAAGUGCAGUUUCAUACAGUGCAUAUCAACCGAAGGUAUGAUUUUUCACAUAUGCCAGUCGAUUGUGUUUCACUGUCCUUUGUCGAGCACAGAUCAGAGGAACUGUGACCUUCCAAACUGCAAAUGCGAAAAAAUGUGGAUCAGUUUAG